This is a messenger RNA of Colletotrichum graminicola M1.001, 774 nucleotides long. RefSeq lists its product as uncharacterized. Bases 1 to 774 code for a protein of 257 amino acids. NCBI's taxonomy places the organism in Eukaryota, Fungi, Ascomycota, Sordariomycetes, Glomerellales, Glomerellaceae. The transcript has 4 exons. The record is from RefSeq and is a predicted model, not a curated record.
AUGCCGCUGCUUGGAAGCCGUCAAGAAGUAGGAGGGACCGGGAUACGCCCAACAUUCGGCAGCUUCCAGGACAAGAGUGGUGACGUAGCAUCGUUCGUCUCCAAUAUAUUCCGCGGCGGGCUUUUCUCGCCUCCGACGUUGACAUACGACCCGCUGCUCUUGCUUUUGAACCACGACGAGGAGAGUGAGAGAGACAGGCUCACAGAGAAGUGGAAAGACAACAAGUUACAAGAACUCAACUUUGUUGGUGUAGUGGCUGCUCUGCUCGCCAAUGUUCUGACUUCGACCGGUUCGUGGCCAAAUCUGCUACCGCCAGAAACCACGACACCAUGGACUGUUAGAACUUGCUGGUUCUGCGGCAUCGCUUUUUCCCUUGCCAGUGUCUUGACAGCAGCGGACCAGACCAUCCGGCUCCACAGGAUGGCGGGACACAGAGACGGUCUCAUCUUGAUUAGACAGUCGUUGCGCACCAAAGACCGAGUCCUCAUUGGCACCGAAUGGAAAUAUCAACCCCGGAAGAUGCAAGUCUAUGUAUGGCAGCUUGCAGUUCUGCUUCUGUCAGGGUCGGUGCUGUGCAUGAUGUUGGGGAUGGUAUUCCUCGUCUGGAGUGCCGUGAUCGAGGAUGUUGUGAGAGGAGUGGGCUUCGGUGACAAUGGAAAGGUUGCUGUGAUAUUUACUGUCGUCGCUUUGGCCACUGCUAUCAUCUUUAUUGUUGGACAGGCAACUCUAUAUCAUCCUGUACCAAAAGGAAGCGACAUUGAGGAGGCCGAGUAA